This is a messenger RNA of Aureococcus anophagefferens, 507 nucleotides long. RefSeq lists its product as hypothetical. Gene Ontology annotation, molecular function: GTPase activity; GTP binding. Gene Ontology annotation, biological process: protein folding. Lineage: Eukaryota; Pelagophyceae; Pelagomonadales; Pelagomonadaceae. The record is from RefSeq and is a predicted model, not a curated record. Gene Ontology annotation, cellular component: cytoplasm; microtubule cytoskeleton. The coding region runs from base 1 to 507 and encodes 168 amino acids. The transcript has 2 exons.
AUGGGCUUCCUCACCAUCGUGCGCAAGCUGCGGCAGAAGGAGAAGGAGAUGAAGAUCUUGAUCAUCGGGCUCGACAACGCGGGCAAGACGACGAUCGUGAAGAAGUUCAACAACGAGCCCACGGACACCGUCGAGCCGACGCUCGGCUUCGACAUCAAGACGCUCGAGCACCGCGGCUUCAACCUCAACUUCUGGGACGUCGGCGGCCAGCAGACGAUCCGCGCGUACUGGCGCAACUACUUCGAGGUCACCGACGGGCUGAUCUGGGUCGUCGACAGCGCGGACAAGUGGCGCCUCGACACGUGCCGCGACGAGCUCGCGGCGCUCCUCGACCUGCCCAACGCGCUCUCGCCGGAGGAGAUCUCCGAGCACCUCAACCUCGGCUCCGCGCAGUACGCCAACCGCCACUGGGAGAUCCAGUCCUGCUCCGCGCGGACCGGCGACGGCCUCGUCAAGGGCAUCGAUUGGAUGGUCGACGACGUCGCGUCGAGGAUCAUGCUACGGUAG